Messenger RNA from Paralichthys olivaceus (Japanese flounder), 1367 nucleotides. RefSeq names its product post-GPI attachment to proteins factor 2-like. Gene Ontology annotation, biological process: GPI anchor biosynthetic process. The record is from RefSeq and is a predicted model, not a curated record. Gene Ontology annotation, cellular component: Golgi membrane; endoplasmic reticulum membrane. NCBI's taxonomy places the organism in Eukaryota, Metazoa, Chordata, Actinopteri, Pleuronectiformes, Paralichthyidae.
GUUGCAAAGACCAACUGGGAUUUUUUUCCUCCUGCUUCCUGUCGCACAUGGACGAUGCUGCAGCUGCGGGCCUGUUAUUCAUCUGAUGUAAAUCCAGCUGAUGCGAAAUAUGUCCGUGGUCUCUGGAGCCUCCAGGUCCAUCCUGCAGCCUGAUAACGACGAACGCUCCUGUAACGGCGUAGUGAUUCACCUGCCACAGGCGACAGCAGCUAUUUGUGAACAAUAAACACAUCAGAGACCAAGAUGCUUCAGGGCUCAAAUGUCUUUGGGCAGGAGAGGCCCCUGGUCAUCAGGAUUUCAUUCACGACCUGUGUUGUGACGACUGUGUGUCUGCCACUGCUCGGACUAAUAACAUGUGUCUUCAUCUCCUCGGUUUUUCAUUUUGAAGACUCUACCGGCACACACUGCCAGGUUCCUAACUACCUGCCAUCUAUCAGUGCCUCAAUAAGCCUAAGCCCUGAGUGCCACAUAUGGCGCUUCUGCAUCGGACUGCACUCAGCCCCGCGGUUACUGGUGGCGUUUACCUACUUCAAAUUUUACAAGACGCGUUUCGCCUCCAAGUUCCCUGAGAGUUCACUCAGCCGCUUGAACCUGGCCUUCUCUCUUACUGAAAACCUCGGCCUCUUGCUCCUCACAUAUGUGUCGUCCAGUGAGACAUACUUUGUACAUAAGGAAGGCUUUGUCCUGUUCAUUAUCAGCUCCCUCGUCCACAUGCUGAUAACCUGCCGUUUGUGGAAGGCUAUUAAGAAGUAUUCUCUGAGUCCUGAGGAUGCAAAGUCUCACCUCUGGAAAGUGCGUUUUUUACUUCUCAACAUAUCCUUCUGCGCUUUUGCUGGAUUCUUUUAUUAUAAACACAACAUGUACUGCGAAUCAGGGAGUUAUACAUUUUUCGCCCUGUUUGAGUAUCUCGUCGUCUUCUCCAACAUGGCCUUCCAUCUCACGGCUGUGUGGGACUUUAAGAGCCAAGAGGUCAUGGUCAUUUCGUCCUCUGAAGAUAAAACCUUCUGACUAGAAACACAAGGACUAAGUGCUAAAUACACAACCACUCAACUCCCUGAUGAUAACAGCCCUGAUCCCACUCCAGAGGACGAGUGGGACGAAGGCCUCUUCCACAUAUAUUCGUGACGACUGCUCUCGAGUCCUGAACAUGGUGCCGAUGUCAACAAGUAGAAACAGAUAUGCAGAAGUGCUACUGUGGGGGUUGUUGAGUUAGCUGUAAGUGCUACUUUUAGCCUCAGUGUCUCAUUCAUGGAUGCCUUCACCUAUAUAGCACACAUAUAGCACAUUACGUAUUAUCAUUUGCAGGUAUUAACUUUUGCAUACUGCACAACAUAUGUGUGGUCUUACUGUAUAUGUGCCAAAGUAAA